Aethalodelphis obliquidens (Pacific white-sided dolphin) is the source of this 3656-nucleotide messenger RNA. RefSeq lists its product as uncharacterized. Lineage: Eukaryota; Metazoa; Chordata; Mammalia; Artiodactyla; Delphinidae. The transcript is spliced from 3 exons. Bases 1466 to 2371 code for a protein of 301 amino acids. The record is from RefSeq and is a predicted model, not a curated record.
GAUGUGGGGGGCGGGGACAGGGGCCACCCCCGCCCACUGCGUGCCAACCUGAGCCCCGCCCGGGCUCUCGGCUCCAGCCUAACCCAGCCUGCCGAGAUCCCGCGCGGCGGUGGCGCCUGAGCUCCCUGCCGGUUGCGCUGGGCGCCGCGGCCGCCCGGUGUGCGCCAGCUCGGACCCGGGCCAGUCCGCAGCCCGAAACGUGGCCGAUGCUCCCAGAGGGCGCCCAGCCCGUCCCGCUCCUCCGCUGCCGUCUCCUCUCCUCCUGCCUCGCUCGCCCGUCUCGGUUUCCAGAACCCGACAGCUUCGGAAGAGGCGCGUUCCGUCCAUCACCUCCUUGAUUCUCGCCGCCUCCUCUUAGAUUUCAGCUUCCCACCUGGGAAGGAAGACUUGAGCAACCACCCAGGAUGGCUGGCAGCCUCCCAGCCCACCCACCAUGGACCUUCCACCUUUAUGUCAUAGAGCCUGAAGCCACAGUGAUGUCCUUGAGCAGUUAGACGACAGAACAGGCAUUGGGGCUGGCAUGUGCUAAGUUUGAUAAGGUGGUGGAUAAAAGACUUUAAAGCCUAAAAAUAUAUUGCCUUAUGGUGAAGAUAUACAGAGGAUGUGGAAUGGAAACAUGAAUUCAAGGAGAAGAAGGAAAAAAUGUAAAAUUUCCAAAUGUUGAAGAAGAGCUUGUUCAUGGAUUUAAACAACUGAUGAUAGUGGGUAAGAAAGUGUUUCAAUAUUUAGAUUCCAUUGGAUAUUUUAGAAGGCUGAUGUAACAGUUUUUAUUUAAAAUAUUAGUAUUUACAAUAAAUGGAAAUUAUAUCCCUUGCAGCCAUUUAAAUGUUUAGUGAAAUUUUUAGAUGUCAUCUUAAAAGUGUGCAAGAGGGUACACACCGUUUUUAAAAGCUUCUUUUAGGAGCUAUAUAAGUGUAUCAGUCAGGAUCAUCUAGGCUAUGCUAUAAUAACAAUCCCAAUGACUUAGUGGCUUGUAACAAAGGUUUCUCACUCACACUUGACAUCCAUUAUGGGUUGGUGGGUGGUUCUGAGUUGUGAGGGGAAGUGACACAUGUUUGGUCUUGCUGCUGCCAGAAUAGUCACAUGGCCUACUCAGCACAGAGGGCAGGAAGUGUGCUCCUGGAAGGCAGAGGGCUGGGAAUACUUAGUGAACAGUCUCAGUUUAGAAAACGGUGGGCCAGAUCAUAGAGGUUCUUCCAUGGUGCACAGAGAUUCCACUAAGACUCCUGGGCAGAAGGGCCUAUAACCAGGGAGGUCCAGGAUGUCCUUUCCUCCCGCCCCCACAGAAUGAGGGACGAAGAGGGGCAGAGAGAGGCAAGGGACUUAAGAGGCAUAUGUUUUGUUUAAUUCAUUUUCAGGGUGAAACCACAAUAGGGGAGCCUGAUAGUCAGCAAAGUGGGUCAGCAAAGGUCUGGGGUGAGGACAGAAGGGCUGCAAGGCGCAUGGCCUUCACUGUCACAGGCAAAUGACUGGACACAGAGACUUCAGUAGUGGCCCAAAGAUCAGAUGGGACCAGUCACCCUAUAGUGGUCACUUGUUCACGGCCAGACCAAACCAGAUUGACUCUUUACUGCAGGAGUCAGCAUGGAUCCGGGGACCUCCAGUGGAUCCCUGGCCCUUCUCCCACAUUCAUGUGUACCCAGGUACCAUUUUGGAGAGGUGCACAAGGAUGGGAUACAGUAUCGUUUCCAUCCAAGUGACAGAAAAUUCAUUUGAAACAGACUGUUGUUCAAAAGAGACUGUUAAACAAUUCCUGAUUCAAAGUUGCACUUGGAAAACAAACAAACGAACAAACAAAAAAACCCAAAGUUGUACUUGGAAAGGAACUUGGAAGAGAAGGUUUGGACCAGAGGAGAUUGAGAUGCCAAACUAUAGUCUUGGCACCCCAACCCCCAUGACUUGUGUAGAAGAUGUACUUGACCACAUUCUCUGCAUGUCUAAGCAGUGGUGUGAGCAGAUCUCAACCAUCCUCACGUGUAUCACCCCAGCACUCCUUGAGGUGGGUGCUGGUGUCCUGUCUCGUUUAGAGAUGAUGAAAGAGCCUUCUGAGGUUAAAUUGGUUUCCCAAGGACAUGGAGUUAUGAUAUGGGACUCUCCAGCUGCCCAGCCUGAGUGUUUCCACUUUACUGGGCUCCCUCUUGAGACUCCAGUCUCUCUAGCUUGGUCUCUCCAAGAUUGCUGUGGCAGCAAGAGUCAGAAAGGCAAGCUUUCCUCCAAGUCAUGGAUAAGCACGGCUUACACGCACACAGUGUUCAUAGUGAAUAUCAGAAGCUUAGAGAGAAGUCACCUUUGGGCAAAGCUAUUGUUUUGUGCAGGUCUCUGCUUUCUAUCCUUAAUGUGGCUGGACCAGCCCUUGUGGUUCUUAUUAUGAGUGCAAGACGCCCUCAGCCAUAACCAUCAAGAAACUAUGAAACAAGUAAACCAAGUUUAUUACUUACAAGUUCUGGAGGGUACACAGCAUGCCUGAGGCCACAGAAGGUCGUUGGGGGAGAGAGAGAGAAAGAGAGAGAGAAUGGGCUUGUUCUGCUUUUAUUGGGGUUGAAGGUGGGGGCCUAGUAGUGACUGUAAAACGUAAGAGCAGGAAUUAAAACUCAGGGAGAGAAAAGCAAGUGGCCAAACCAAAGAUCUUUAAAACAGAGGAACUUAAUGGGGUCAGCCUAGAUCUUUAUCUAAUUGUGUGGCUGGCAAUAUGUUUGUUCACAUGGCAGUCUUUGGAGUGGAUGCAAUCAAGAGCUUAAGUCAGGCACUUGCAUUACAACUUAAAAAGAACCCAGCUGGGGGCCCCGCCCCCUCCAGCCGGGGGUGCUCUAGAUGCUGUGCGGAGACCUUCUGCACCCCUGCGAACAUGGCGCUGCGAGGGGCGCGGAGCGUGUGGACCGCGGUCUGCGGUCUGCAGCCCGCGCGCCAUCUCUGUGCCCAACGCGCCCUGCCCGCCGCGGCCCUGGGGACUGCGGGCGGGCGCCGUCCGGGCGCUGCGCACCGGUCCCGUUCUGCUGUCGGGUCGUAAAUUCACAGACAAACAUGAAUGGGUAACAACAGAAAACGGUGUUGGAACAGUGGGAAUCAGCAGUUUUGCACAGGAAGCUUUGGGAGAUGUCGUUUACUGUAGUCUGCCUGAAGUUGGGACAAAAUUGAACAAACAAGAGGAAUUUGGUGCUUUGGAAAGUGUGAAAGCUGCUAGUGAACUCUAGUCUCCUCUAUCAGGAGAAGUAACUGAAAUUAAUGAAGCUCUAGCAGAAAAUCCAGGACUUGUCAACAAAUCUUGUUAUGAAGAUGGUUGGCUGAUGAAGAUGACACUCAGUAACCCUUCAGAACUAGAUGAACUAAUGAGUGAAAAAGCAUGUGAGAAAUACAUAAAAUCUAUUGAGGAGUGAAAAUGGAACCCCUAAAUAAACUAGUUUGAAACAAAAAAAUAAAAUAAAAUAAAAAUAAAAAGAACCCAACUAUCAGACACUUAAACUUACGGUUAUGAAGAAGAUGGAUGUGUUUCUAGUUGAGGGCCUCUGGGUGUAAAUUGGAAUACUUCACAAUGUUCUGGCACUAUCUGCUCAGGCGUAAGACGUAUGGAAUGGUCGGGGAUAGUCCUGCUCUUUGGUGUUCUGAGAACCAGCCCACACAGGACAGAAAGCAGCAAACCAUAAACAGGUUUCAUCAAA